This is a messenger RNA of Exophiala aquamarina CBS 119918, 768 nucleotides long. RefSeq lists its product as uncharacterized. Lineage: Eukaryota; Fungi; Ascomycota; Eurotiomycetes; Chaetothyriales; Herpotrichiellaceae. The coding region runs from base 1 to 768 and encodes 255 amino acids. The transcript has a single exon. Gene Ontology annotation, biological process: protein transport to vacuole involved in ubiquitin-dependent protein catabolic process via the multivesicular body sorting pathway. The record is from RefSeq and is a predicted model, not a curated record. Gene Ontology annotation, cellular component: ESCRT II complex.
AUGUCGACUCGACGAGGUGUUGGCCUGGGAGCUUUCACGCAACGCAACGCCACCGCUCAAUCAUAUGCUGCACAUGGCUCGAAUCUCAAAUCUGCCAAUUCAGCAUCUCUCCAAGCACAACUAGAAGUCUUCCAAUCCCUGCUCCACAACUUCGCUCUCGAACAUGCAGCGACUAUCAAGUCCAAUCCUACGUUCCGGGCCGAAUUUGCACGCAUGUGUAAUGCUAUCGGAGUUGAUCCACUUGCGGGAAGCAACAUCAAGGGUAAGAAGACAGACUCUCUAUGGGCGAAAGUCCUGGGCCACGAUGUCAAUGAUUUCUACUUCUCUGUCGCUGUCCGUGUGGUUGAGCUGUGUCAGUCCACUCGUGCUGAAAAUGGUGGUCUGCUCGGCCUGAAAGAAUGCUGCGAGAGUAUCACUCGAGGCAAAGCCAUUGGUGGCGGUCUGCAAGUCUCGGAAGACGACAUCGAGCAGGCGGUCAAGUCUUUGGAGCCACUCGGUUCAGGGUUUGCGAUUAUCUCUAUCGCCAACAAACGGUUCAUUCGUUCUGUGCCGAAAGAACUUAAUACAGAUCAGUCUACCGUCCUCGAAGUUUUGCAAUUACUAGGAAGCGUGACAGUCUCGCUAUUACAUUUGAAUCUGAAUUGGGAAACAGCAAGGGCAGAAACUGUUCUACAGGACCUACUAGCUGACUCUCUAGUAUGGGUAGAUUAUCAAUGUCGGGAACCGGAGUAUUGGUCGCCACAGGGACUGAUUGACGAGAACGAUUGA